This is a messenger RNA of Acanthochromis polyacanthus (spiny chromis), 1943 nucleotides long. RefSeq names its product CWC27 spliceosome associated cyclophilin (gene cwc27). Lineage: Eukaryota; Metazoa; Chordata; Actinopteri; Pomacentridae. Gene Ontology annotation, biological process: protein folding; protein peptidyl-prolyl isomerization. The coding region runs from base 168 to 1610 and encodes 480 amino acids. Gene Ontology annotation, cellular component: catalytic step 2 spliceosome. The record is from RefSeq and is a predicted model, not a curated record. The transcript is spliced from 14 exons. Gene Ontology annotation, molecular function: peptidyl-prolyl cis-trans isomerase activity.
AUGUAUAGCCAAUAUGGCUGUUGAGAGGAAAGUAUGAAAUUUUUCACCUUUAAAGCCAGCUGCUGUAACAACUAUUAACGGUCUUCUGUCUGUUUUUUCAAGGCGUUUAGGGUCACACUGCGUAAGAAUAUAUAUUUUCUUGCGUUAACAAAAAACUUAAACUCAAAAUGAGUAAUAUUUACAUUCAAGAGCCACCAACAAAUGGAAAGGUCUUGUUGAAGACCACAGCAGGUGACAUUGACAUUGAGUUGUGGUCCAAGGAGGCUCCUAAAGCAUGCAGGAACUUUGUACAGCUGUGUAUGGAAGGUUAUUAUGAUGGCACAGUUUUCCACAGAGUGGUGCGUGAGUUCAUCGUUCAGGGAGGAGAUCCUACUGGAACAGGAGAAGGUGGAGAGUCCAUCUACGGCCGGCCAUUCAAGGAUGAGUUUCACUCCAGACUGCGCUUUAACCGGAGGGGUUUGGUUGCUAUGGCGAAUGCUGGACCACAUGAUAACGGCAGUCAGUUUUUCUUCACCUUGGGACGUGCUGAUGAGCUCAACAAUAAACAUACCAUAUUUGGCAAGAUCACUGGAGACACAGUUUAUAAUAUGCUCAGAUUAGCAGAAGUUGAAUGUGAUGCUGAAGAGAGACCACUAAAUCCCCACAAGAUAAAAACCGCUGAGGUGCUGCAUUCUCCUUUUGAUGACAUUAUACCUCGUGAAAUAAAGAAAGCAAAAAAGGAAAAAGACAAAGAGGAGGGAAAGAAAUCUCAGUCAAAGGCCACAAAGAACUUCAGUCUUUUAUCAUUUGGAGAGGAAGCAGAAGAAGAGGAGGAGAUGGUGAAUCAAGUCAGUCAGACAUUAAAGGGAAAAAGCAAAAGCAGCCACGACCUCCUGAAAGAUGAUCCCAGACUGAGCUCUGUUCCAGCAGUGGAUAAGAAAAGAAAGAAAGGUGCAUCUGGAGAUUUAGCUGAGUCAGACGACGAGGCGGAUGACGAUGUUGAGGAUGACUCUGAUGCCGAUGAAGAAUAUGACUCGGACAAGAAAGAGAAGAUGAGAGAGCUCAUCAGCAAAAAGCUCAAGAAAGAAAAAGGCUCAGAGAAAGCGGCAGAGCCGAGUGAGGAGGAUCGAGGCAAAAAGACCAGCCGCAGUGAUGAAUUACGGAAAGAAGCACGACAGUUGAAGAAGGAGCUACAGGCCAUAAAGCAAAGGAAAGAAGAAGCUUCAAAACCUGCAGUAGAUGAAGUCAAGGACGUGGAUAAAAAACCAGCAAAUGAGGCUGUGGCUGAGUACCUGGAGGGAAGAAAGAAGUACGAAGAGCUCAGAAAACAAAAGGUGAAGAAAGGCUCAAGCAGAGAAGAACAGACGAUGGCCCUGCUGAAUCGCUUCAAGUCCAAGCUGUCAUCUGCCAUCAGCGAGGGUCCAGAGGAGGACGUGGAGGAGCUGGCAGAGGACGACGACAAAGGAUGGAUGGGCCAUGUUCUGCAGUUUGAUGAGCAAACCAGAAAAGUCAAGGAUGCCAACAUGCAGGACGAAGACACAUUCGAGAUCUACGACCCACGCAACCCCGUCAACAAGCGCAGGAGAGAGGAGAGCAAGAAGAUCAUGAAGGAGAAGAAGGCCAAGAGGUGAGGUCGAAGGCUGGCUCUGAAAAACUGGCCAUGCAGCGUCCUGCCUGUCCGCUUUUCCACUUCUACCCCGUUCAGUCUCCCGACUCCAACAUCUGGAUUGAGGAUGCUGAACAUACCGCCGCUGUAAUCUGUGGUGGAACGGCUUCCUCCCUUGGAACAGCAGCAGCCGAACAACGCUCAGUGCCUCACCAGGAGUUAGACUGUGGUCGUAGUGAAGAUAGCUGAUUACAUGUAAUACUGUUAACUUUUUAUGCCUUAUUGUUUUCCGUUUAUGUUGUCUACAGCUUCAAUGUGAGCCUUUAGCCUGAAAAAUAAACUACAUCUAUAAACAGUC